Messenger RNA from Rhagoletis zephyria (snowberry fruit fly), 17137 nucleotides. RefSeq lists its product as uncharacterized. NCBI's taxonomy places the organism in Eukaryota, Metazoa, Arthropoda, Insecta, Diptera, Tephritidae. The record is from RefSeq and is a predicted model, not a curated record. Gene Ontology annotation, molecular function: sequence-specific DNA binding.
AGCAACAAUUACAGCGUCAACACAGCAACAACAAGAGCAGCUGCAGCAGCAACAACAACAACAACAAACACAACAACAACAAACAAACCAAUCUUAUCGCACGAUGCUAUGGCGGAAGCCGGCCUGUUAACGGCUAAACUGGAGCCACAAAUACAUAUUAAGGAAGAGAUGCCAGAAGCGUCGCAAAAUAAGGUGAGAGAGACGCUCAAUUUUCCUCGCCGAAAAGUUCAGACAGAACGUUCCGAUACGCUGCCAAUUUGCCAACGCUGCAAGCAGGUCUUCUUCAAGAAGCAAAGCUAUACUAAACAUGUUUCCCAGAGUCUCUGCGAAAUUGUCGAAUAUGACUUUAAAUGUUCCAUAUGCCCCAUGUCGUUCACAUCCAGCGAAGAACUACAAACACACGAACAACUACAUCGUGAAAAUAUGUAUUUUUGUCACAAAUACUGUGGCAAAUCUUUUGACACUAUUGAACUGUGCGAAGUGCAUGAGUAUAUGCAUCAUGAAUAUGUCAAUUAUAUCUGUAAUGUUUGCUCUGCUGGUUUUGCCAGCCGUGACCAGCUAUUCGCUCAUAUGCCGCAGCAUCGCAAUCAACCGCGCUAUGAUUGUCCGAUAUGUCGUCUGUGGUUUCACACGCCAAUACAAUUGCAUCAACAUCGUAUGGCGGCACCAUAUUUUUGUGGCAAAUUUUAUCGGCGAGGUGGAGCCCCUGCAAUGCCCGCUGGCCCUCCAUAUGGACCUCCGCCGUCAUCACAUACAGCCAAUUAUAAUCUACAAGACUGUUCGAUGGGCGUUAUAGAAAUGCCUGGCAGCAAUAGUUUUUCUUCAUAUCUACAAAAUCGCGCCUUCCAUCAACAACACCAGCAGCAACAGCCACUUCCUCAACAGCAACCACAUUCACACCAGCAACCGCAUCUGCUGCAACAACAUCUGCAGCGUCAGCCGCCACCGCAGCAGCAGCAGCAGUCGCACCUUCAACAUCAACCGCACCUUCCGCCACCACAUUCAGCACCGCAUCCAGCACCUCCGACGCCAGAUUUCUUGCGUCGUAGCAACAGCAACAGCAAUAUUAGUGGCAGUGCAGGCACCGGCGGUGUUGUUGGCGGCACAAGUGAAUUCCAAAUGCCACAAAUUAAGACCGAAAUAAAAGUUGAACCUGACAUUUUUGACUCACCUGAUUAUCCACUACCAGCACAAUUGCCACCACCUCCUCUACCGCCUCCCCCCUUGAGUGCACACCAAUCUGCGUUGCCCUCACCAUCACGCCAACAUCGCUUUAGCGAUUUUUCAAAUGAAUCUUUUGGUGGUGCUACUGCUGGCGGCGCUGAGAGUUCGCUUUCUUUUGGCGGUCCGAACAACACCAGCGGUGGCAGCAAUAGCAACAGCCACGAUUUCAGCAGCACCAUCUUGCAACGGAACUUGAGUGCCAACAGCAACAGUAACAACAGCAAUCAUCAGUCACCGCAGUUUGCUGCAAGCAAUUUCCAUUUCCCCACAUCCCCAGUCCCCUCGCGCACACGUGUGGUCGACACUGGCGAGGAUGGAGCAGUAUGCUGUGUGCCACACUGUGGCGUCACCAAGCACUCCAGUCCCACUUUACAAUUCUUUACAUUCCCUAAAGAUGACAAGUAUUUGCAUCAAUGGUUGCAUAACCUAAAAAUGAUGCCCGUUCCCGGCUCGACCUACAAUCAGUAUCGCAUUUGCAGCUUACACUUUCCGAAACGUUGCAUCAAUCGUUACUCGCUCUGCUAUUGGGCGGUGCCCACAUUCAAUUUGGGCCACGACGAUGUGGCGAAUUUAUAUCAGAAUCGCGAAAUCACCAACACAUUCACGGUAGGUGAUCGCGCACAAUGCAGCAUGCCCGGUUGUCCGAGUCAGCGUGGCGAGAGCAAUUGCAAGUUCUACAAUUUCCCGAAUGACAUGAAAACUCGCAUCAAGUGGUGCCAGAAUGCGCGCUUACCCGUGCAUAGCCGCGAGCCGCGUCACUUUUGCAGUCGACACUUUGAAGAUCGCUGCUUCGGCAAGUUUCGACUGAAGCCUUGGGCUGUGCCUACAAUGCAUUUGGGCACACCAUACGGUCGCAUACAUGAUAAUCCAGGCGUAUUCUAUUUGGAGGAGAAGAAAUGCUGUCUUCCAUAUUGUAAGCGCACACGCUCGUCUGAUUUUAAUCUCUCCUUGUAUCGCUUCCCGCGUGAUGAAACGCUGCUACGGCGUUGGUGCUAUAACUUACGCCUAGAUCCGUCAAUAUAUCGCGGAAAGAAUCAUAAAAUUUGCAGCGCGCAUUUCAUCAAGGAGGCGCUGGGUUUGAGAAAGUUGUCACCAGGUGCCGUGCCCACGUUGAAUUUGGGUCAUAACGACCGUUUCAACAUCUAUGAGAAUGAGUUGCCCACGCCGCCCCCCGUGCCACCAUCUAAAAUGUUUAACUUCCACAAUGUUUCCGCGCCGUCUCCGGCCUACAACAUCCAUCGUCAUAGCAUCGCUUCGAGCAGCGGUCAUAGCGAGAGAAUGUACUCCAACCCCGUUUCAAGUCUUAAGUUCAGCAUAUCCAACAUUACAGCUGGCGAUAUGAGUGCCAUGAGCGCUAAUUCCUCACAAAAUAUGUUGGAAACAAUUGAUGUGUGCUUUGUGCCCAGCUGCAAGCGUAAUCGCCAUACAGAUAACGUAACGCUACACACCAUACCACGACGUCCAGAGCAAAUGCGCAAGUGGUGUCACAACCUCAAGAUCGGCAUCGAAACGCUGCAUAAGGGCGUACGCAUCUGCAGCGCGCACUUCGAGUCGUAUUGUAUUGGUGGUUGCAUGCGUCCUUUCGCUGUGCCCACAUUGAAUUUGGGACAUGAUGAUCCGAAUAUCUAUCGCAAUCCAGAUGUUAUUAAAAAAUUGAAUAUACGCGAAACAUGUUGCGUGCAGGACUGCAAGCGCAAUCGCGAUCGUGAUCAUGCCAAUCUGCAUCGCUUCCCAUCGCAUUAUGACAUGCUCACCAAGUGGUGCGAAAAUCUGCUGAAGCCAGUGCCUGACGGCACCAAACUCUUCAACGAUGCCAUAUGCGAGAUGCAUUUCGAAGAUCGUUGUAUACGCAAUAAGCGCUUGGAGAAAUGGGCCGUACCCACGGUGAAGCUGGGACAUGCUGAGGAGCCCAAACAUCGUUUACCCACAGAGGAGGAGAUCGUUGAACUAUGGCCGAAGCCGCUUAUGUCAAAUAAGGGUAUCGAAGAGGGCGAGUGUUGCGUGUCGACAUGUCGCCGCGAUCCCAAGAUCGAUGAUGUUAAGCUGUAUCGCACGCCCGAGGAUCCGGAAGUUUUGGCCAAAUGGGCACACAACUUGCAAGUGGAAACCGAGGAUCUCACCACGCUGCGCAUAUGCAAUCUACAUUUUGAGGAGCACUGCUUCAGCAAGAAACGGCGACUGCAAUGCUGGGCCUUGCCCACGCUCAAUUUGGCUAAUAAUGUGGAGCAAUUGUAUGAGAAUCCGGAGCCGCUGGUGCCGCAGGUGAUCAUGCAGGCGGAGGCCAGACGCGAACGCCGCCGCAUGCGCGACCCCAAUGAGCCACAGAAGCCGUGGACGCCACGUUGUUGCCUGCCGCAUUGCCGCAAGCGGCGUGGCACCGACGGCGUGCAACUCUUUCGCUUUCCUGUACUCAAUCGUCCCAUGUUGGCUAAGUGGUGCCACAAUUUGCAGCUGCCACUGGUUGGAAACGGGCAUCGUCGCAUAUGCUCCACGCAUUUCGAGGAGAAAGUGUUGUCUAAGCGCUGUCCCAUACCGAUGUCAGUGCCAACGCUCGACCUUAACAUUCCACCAGGCUACAAAAUCUACACAAAUCCAGCGCGCCUAAAAGCUGCCAAAUUGUGUAUGCAACAAACUUGUUGCAUUGCAUCUUGCAGCCGCAAGCGCGCUGACGGCGUACAACUUUUCCGCUUCCCGCAUAGCCGCACUGUGUUGCGUAAAUGGAGCCAUAAUACGCGGCAACAAGCACGCGAAGCCCUACGUGGCCAAUACCGCGUCUGCUCUCGUCAUUUCGAACCACACGCGUUCGGCGCCAAGCGGCUAAUGCCGGGCGCCAUACCGACAUUGAAUUUGGAUCCCGAAGUUGAGGAUGCUUUUGCAAAUGAAGCGCAAAGCUUUGCUGAGACGCAGUGUGUAGUUAGCGGCUGCGUCGCCACCAAAGAGAUAGAUGGCGUGCGACUUUUCAAGUUCCCCAGCGAUGAUGAGGAUUUGCUCUGGAAAUGGUGUAACAAUUUGAAGAUGAACCCUGUAGACUGCCGUGGCGUGCGCAUCUGCAAUCGUCAUUUCGAGGCAGAAUGUGUGGGACCGAAGAUGCUCUACAAAUGGGCCGUACCAACUUUGGCCUUGGGUCAUACUGACUCCGAAGUCGAACUGGUGCCAGUGCCGCCGCCAGAGGCGCGCUACGACGUGGUGACCAAGUGCUGUGUGCCCACAUGCGGUAAGACACGUAAAUUUGACGACGCACAAAUGAAUAGUUUCCCGAAGAAUCUGCGGCUUUUCCGCUGCUGGAAACACAAUCUGAAAUUGGACUAUCUUGAUUUUAAGGACCGGGAUAAAUAUAAAAUUUGCAGCGACCACUUUGAACCCGUCUGCUUGGGUAAGAUGCGGCUCCACUACGGCGCAAUACCGACGCUCAACCUCGGCCAUGACGACACAGACGACCUCUAUCCCGUCGACCCAGCGCAAAUACAAAUUUCUCUCUUCGGCAGAAAUCGACCGCGCGUUGUUGUUGAGAAGGAAACCGCUGAUUUUGAUGCAUCCGCCGGCGCCGCAGAGAAAGGCAAUGAACACAAAUGUUCCUACCCCGAUUGUAGCGCAACAAAAAUGCUGCUACGCGAACCCUAUGACAUGCCAGCCGCCUUGCCGCUUCAUGCUUUGUGGUGCGCGCAAAUGAAAGUCGAUGCGGAGGCGCUCAGCGAGACGCCAAAACUGUGUGGUCUGCAUUUUAUAAAGCUCUACAAAUCCACACUGGAUGCAGCCAACGCGCUGGCUGAUGGCGACGACGAAUUGAACGAGGCCUUGAAAUCACUAAAAGCUACAUAUGAAAAAUGUCGCGCGUCGCCGACGGUUUGCAGUGCGCAAUGCUGCGUUGUUGGCUGUGGCAGCAAUCAAGUGAGCGGCAGCCGUACUGCGCAGCGCCUAUAUCCUUUCCCCGGCGUGGCUGGCAGUGGCGCGGAAUUAAUUGAUAAAUGGUGCAACAAUGUAGGAGUUAAAACCUCCGACCUGAGUGGCUACCUACAUAAAGUAUGUGCGCGCCACUUUGAGCCGCAAUGUAUUGGACCUACACAGCGUCUACGCUCUUGGGCGCUACCCACUUUGCAUCUUAAGCACACAACUGCAGCCGAAAUACACGGCAUACCAGAAUUGGGCACCGCCGCACGACCACAUGAAGCGCGCUGCUGUGUAGCAACGUGCGCGCGUGAGCGCGGCGACUUCGAAACUAUGCGACUCUUUAGUUUUCCCUUAAUUGAAGAGGUGCUGGAAAAGUGGCUACACAAUUUGCAGCUGACACGAAAUCAAUGCGCACGCUUGCGCAUCUGCGAGCAACACUUUGAAACGCGCUGUAUUGUGAAGUCGCGCCUAAUGCGUUGGGCUGUACCAACAUUGCUGUUGGAGCGCAAGGCUGAGGAGCUGUUGCAGAACGAGCCGCCAGCACAGGCCGGCGCACCAGCUGCACAAUCUGCUGAUGAAGUGGGCGCGGCAAACAACAAUGGUGAGAGAGAUGAAGAUGACGACGGCUGCGAUUUGGCUGCAGUGCCCAAUGUGAAAAUGAAAAAAUCGCUGGAUAUCAUCAAAUGUUGCGUGCCGAGUUGCCGCCGCAGCCGCCUGCAACAUGGCGUGCGUCUAUUCUCGUUUCCAACAAGUAAUCAAAUUGUACGCAAAUGGUUUCAUAACCUUAGAAUGUCGCCCGAUAUGGCGCUAGAUCCAGCCUUACGUAUUUGCAGUCUACACUUCCACAAGCGUUGCAUUGACGGCAAAGUAUUACGCGCAUGGGCCAAGCCCACCAAUGCGCUCGGUCACAACGGGCCCAUCUAUGAGAACCCUAAAAAUCUUCCAGGCGUCUUCCUGCCCAAGUGCUGCUUGUCACACUGCCGGCAGCGGCGCACGCUCGAAAACGACUUACGCACUUUUGGCUUCCCGAAGGAUGAUACUUUGAUGCGCAAGUGGUGCGCGAACCUGCGCAUGAAGCCGCGCUCCAUUCAUGCACGCAUCUGUAUGUCACACUUUCCGCCCGAGGCGAUGGGCAAUAAGAAGCUGCGCGCAAACGCGGUGCCGACGCUUAAUUUAGGACACAACGAGCCGCUCGAAUAUGACAAUAAGUUGCUGAUUGCGAAUGCACCGGCCGUGGUGAAGACGAAAAAUCCACUGGAGAGGAAGAAAGCGAUGCCAUCCGAUGUCAGCGACGCUGAGCAGGACGUUGAUGAGAAUGAUGAGGAGAAGGAUGAUGAUGAUGAUGAUGACGACGAUGACUAUCGCGUCGAUGAAGAAGAAGAAGAGGAGGAGGAGGAGGAAGACGAUUUCUAUGCUUCUGCCGGUGUCGUCAACAGCGACGAAGAGGAAGAAGAUUUAACGCCGAGCAUUAGUGCCGCUACUGGUGACGAAGAUGAAAUAUACAGCAAUGCUAGAGCGCGCAGAAAAGUCAAAUUAAAUGACGCCUCUGAAGAGGACGAUGAUGAUGAUAACGCAGAGGAAGAGGAAGAUGAAGAAGACGAAGAGGAGGAUGACGAAGAGAUUGAGAACGCUGAGGAUGUCUAUGGCAACGAAAACGACGAUGACGAGUCGGUUGAGGAUGACGAGAGCGUUGCCGAGAAUGUGUACAAUGAUGAGGAGGAUACGGAGGAUAGCGAAAGCGUCGCCAACGCCGAAGGCAAUAACGAAGAGAGCAAAGACGCAGAAGUAGACGACGAUGAUGUUGAAAUGCUUAUCGAUGAUGAAGAUGAUAAAAGCAGUUAUAAUGCAUGUGACCCCCUCGAUUUUGUUAAAUGCGCUAAUGAAAAUGGCAGUGCACUGAAGCGCGGCCCCUCAGCUGCAUUAGCAAAACGAAGUAGCAGCGCCCGUUUCGCCAACAAAAACGCACGCAAGAGACCUAUAUCCAUUACACCCACUCAAUUUGGUGAUGACUCGAAUACGAAUUACAGCAAUGCGGAUGAAACGACACGCUUCACCGCAACCACUUCCAACUCUGCUUCCCCCUCAGCGACAACAUCGGCAACCGCGUCAGCGUCAGCAAGCGCUUCUUUAUCGACAGCACAUCGUUGCGGCGCUGGCAAGUUAAGUCGCUCGGUUUUUCGGCUAUGUUGCCUCAGGCAACGUAUGAAGAAGAAAGCACCACCAGAUCCGCCACCUGACACAAAAAAUACGCGCACAAGCAGCAAAGCGUCAGCAGCGCCUCAGAUGAUGCAGAGGAAGAGGGCGAGUAGAGCGCACACCGCCAAAUGGCAGCGUCCGGGUACUUAUUGCGCUGUGCGCCGCUGCGGACGCGCAACAGGCCGGUCCCUACAUCGCUUCCCGCCCAUCAACAGUCGCUUUUGUCGCGAAUGGUGCGCGCGUUUGGGCGCUAAAUUGUCACAAGCUCCACGCUUGCGGAUAUGCCAACAACACUUUGCCUACAGCCUAGUGGAUAGGCGGCGCAGGCGCUUGCGUUUUGGUGCGAUACCGACACGCAAUUUUUAUAACACAGCAGAGGAAGCAAAAAUCACUGACACGUCACAUGUAAUGAAUCGGAAAGUAGUUGCUGAGGCUCCUAGCCCACCUGCAGCUGACACAAGUCAAACGUUCUCGGCGCAACUCAGCGCCUAUAACCGCUGCUGCGUUCCGAAUUGCGGCAAGUCUCAUCAAGGAGACGGCGUAACGCUGUUUCGUUUUCCUAAACUGCGUUCGCUCUAUCUCCAAUGGACCUCUAAUUUGAGGCUGGUGCCCACCUCACGCUUGGUGCAAGUUUACAAAGUCUGCAGCGAGCACUUCGAGCCCAGCUGCCUUAGUUAUCAACGCAACGAUCGCGCCACACUUAAAUACGGUUCCGUGCCGACGCUGAAAUUGGGCCACGAGGACAAUUUGAAGGUCGAUACUGAUAAUGCAUUGUUGCCGCAAAAACGUCGCAAGGUUGGCAGGCGCAAGGGUAAUGCGCAAAAAGGUGUCAACGAGUGCGCCGUACACGACUGCAGAGUGGCGCAAUUUCUGCAAAUGCAGCUCUUCGCACUGCCCGAUGUACAGAAACUGCAAGAGCGCUGGUGCAACUACUUCAAUUUAACGCUUAGUAACACGGCUGGUGGCGACGCAUCUGAGUUCUUUCAAAAUGUGCGCCUCUGCGCGUUGCACUACAUGGAGGGCUAUCAAAUGGCGACAAAUAAUGACGGCGCGCGCAAAGUCAACUCGGCCGCGUUGGAGGAGCUAGAAGCAAAUUAUGCGCGCAUAACCAAUUCAACGCGCAUACAGAUGCUGAAAUGUUGCGUACCCAACUGUUCGACGAAAUUCACUGACAACGUGCGGCUCACCGCGUUUCCCAGCUCCGAGGAAUUGCGCGCCAAGUGGCAGCACAACACACAAGUCUCGUUUAGUUCAUCGCACCGUUACUUGUAUAAAGUAUGCGCGCUGCAUUUUGAGGAGCGCUGCUUUGCCAAGAAACGCCUAUUCAUGUGGGCCAUCCCAACGCUGCGUCUACCGAAGCCGCCAAGUCACCAUCCAGUAUACAAUCUCUUUGAAAACCCCAGCAUGGACGUUGUAGGCACCAGCCAUUGCUGCGUUGAAGGUUGCAGUUCGGAUGAAAAGAAACAAGAGCACGUAGGUGAUAAUGGCGAUAAAGCAGCUGCCGCUACCACGCGUUUGUGGCACUUCCCACAAGAUAGCGCGCUGCGUGAGAAAUGGUGUCAUAAUUUAGGACUCAGCGCCCAAAAUGAAAAAAUCAGCCACACAAGUCGGCGUUGGCGCAUUUGCAGCCGCCACUUCGAGUCGUAUUGCAUUGGCAAGGCGUUGCGCAGCUGGGCGGUCCCGACACUGCAUUUACCCAAACCUAGCAAGCAAUCCAAAACCGGCAAGCGUUCCACAUAUAUAUACCAGAAUCCGGACAGCGCCGCGCUCUUCUACAACUGCUGCAUUAAGACGUGCCGCCAGGAGCGCGAUGUGGAUGCGGGCAUACGACUAUACGCCUUCCCAAAAAAAGACAACAUGCUGCAAAAAUGGGCGCAUAAUGUACGCAUGCCCGCUGUAAAAUGCCGUCAUGCGCGCAUCUGUACGCUCCACUUCGAGGCGCAAUGCUUACGCCCACAAAUGCAACCGUGGGCGCUACCUACCAUCGAUUUGGGACACGAUGAAGCCGAUAUCUUCCGCAACCCCAAGGUGAAGCUAAUGGUAACGAAUGAGCGUUGCUGCCUGCCGCAUUGCAACAAGCGUCGUAGCCGCGACAAUGUACGUCUCUUCACUUUUCCACACGAUAAAAGCGUGCUGGCGAAAUGGUGGCCCAACUUGGCCAUUGGCGAACAGGAGGUGAGGCAUCGGCGAAUAUGCGACUCUCAUUUUGAGCCGCGCUGCAUAGGCUUAAACCGACUGAAGCGUUGGGCCAUACCCACACUCAAUUUAGGACACGAUAAUAAGGUGCUAGAGAAUCCAUCACCCGCUGAAGUGCUGGCAUACGAAAAUGCCGCAGCGCCGCGGCGCUCACAAACGCCUUCAAAGAUUGCGCGCCCGAAGGUGGUGCAAUCAACACUUUCGGGUAUUACAGACAAGUGUUCUUUAGCCGGCUGUGAGCGUGAGGCUGACACUAGCGCGCUCUAUCGCUUCCCCAAGCCAGAUUGGCUGCGUCAGAAGUGGCGGGACAAUACACGCUUAAGCGAAGAAGAGGCCAAGCAGGCGAAAGUGUGUGCGCGCCACUUUGAGCCGCACGUAAUGGGUAAUCAUAAGCCGCGUCCAUGGGCUUUGCCAACCUUAGAGCUGGGCGUUGACGAACACGGCGUGCCAUUACCGGCUGUACACGCGAAUCCAAAGCAGCUGGCGCGUUUUCAUCCCGAGGAACACGUGUGGGGUGAGCUGCGGUAUGUGCGCGCCAAUCACUGCUCCAUAAUCUCCUGUAUGAAAUCGAAAUUGGAUGGAGUGACGCUAUUCAACUACCCCACCAAACGUGAAAUGCUACAGAGAUGGGCCGAAAAUUGCCGCCACUAUCCAUACCAAGCCAAACGUUAUCGAUUCCAGCUAUGCGGCGAUCACUUUACGGCCGAUUGCUUCAAGCGCGAGGGUACACGCUUGCGUAAGGGCUCCGUGCCUACACUAAAUUUGGGUCACGACGAUCUGCAGAUACACCAAAGCGUAUUUGAAACCGCCGCACUGCCGGAAAUCGAACGUAAGCGUUGCUGCGUGCCGCACUGCGGACGCACGCCGCAAGAGGAUGGCGUGCGUCUCUACAAGUUUCCCUCCCAAGAACGCGCUGAGGUUUUAGAAAAGUGGUGUCAUAAUUUGCGCAUGAAAGUGGCUGAUUGUCGGCACGCGCUCAUCUGCAACAUGCACUUUGAGCCGCGCUGCGUGGGCCGUGACCGUUUGUUGCUGCGCGCCUUACCCACAAUGCUGCUGGGUCAUAACGACGCGGACAUCUUUGAGAAUCCAGAGUCAUUUGAGCGCCCGGAAAAAUUGAUAAGCUGCUGUGUGCCUGGCUGCACUAAUACCAAGCAGACCGAGGGCGUUCAGUUGAGCGCAUUCCCGAAAACGCGUAGCCAAUUCGAGAAGUGGGCGCAAAAUUUGCGGCUGCCAAUCACCUCAACCGUCUGGCACACCUACAAAGUUUGCAGUGAUCACUUCGAGAGCUACUGCUAUGAACAUGGCCGCAUAAAAGUGGGCGCAAUGCCGACGCUGAAGCUGGGACAUGAUGACACAGAGGAUUUGUAUACUGUGAGCGAGGAGGCGAUGAGUCAUCCACUUAAACGCAAACGUUGGCCGAUUAAAGCUGAGCCGUUGAAGGCGCCCAUUGAAGUUUGCUGUUAUCCGGGCUGCAAGGAACUAGAAUUGCGUUUGACAAACCAGCUCUUCGAGUUUCCUAAAUUGUAUGCUAUCAGGCGUAAAUGGCUGGAGAGUAUUGGCUUUGGUGAUGAGGCAGAAGCUGAAGAAAAGUAUGCGGAUGUAAAGGAAGAUGACGUGGAGGAAGAAGGAGACGACGUAGUGUUACCGACGAAAGCCUCACGCAAAAUAUGUCCAAUGCACUUCAGGUUGCUCUACAUGGAACACGAGCCUAUGCUGAAGUCAUUGGAAGCUAAAAACCAGCCGGAUAUUAAGCGUUGUUUGCAAAAGAUCGCGGAAACCUUUGCAAAAGUCUGCGAUAUGUCUUGCGUACGUCGCAUCAGCUGCGCCGUGCCAGGCUGCAAUUCAAAUUAUCUCACCACCGAGUCCAUCAAAUUCUUCAAAUUCCCCGAUAACCCGGAAAUGCGUGCCAAGUGGUGUCACAACACCCAGGUGACGGUUGAUCCGGAUCGCUUGUAUUGCUACAAAAUAUGUGAACUGCAUUUCGAUGAUGUGUGCGCACCAUCAAAACCGGCCAAGAAAGUGCAGCGCUUGAAAAUGUGGGCGGUUCCAACACUCAACCUACCGCCACGCGAUGAGAGCAUGCCCGAAAUAUAUCCACUACCAGCACCUGAAUCCGUGCCCGAAUCGAGACGCGCUGCAUUGCUUUUGCAGUCAGCAGUCAAUAAAUGUUGUAUACCCAGCUGCGUGCAUGCCAAGGCGCCUGAGGAGCGUGAGGAUGCGACUGAGAGCGAUGUACAAUUCUUCAAUUUUCCCAACCAUGCCGAAUUGCUCUACAAAUGGGUUUAUAAUACGCAGAUAAGCAUGGUGUCGGCGACGCAUGCGCGCAUAUGUGCUUUGCACUUUGAAAAGCAUUGCAUUAACAAGCGUUUGCGUAUGUAUGCGGUGCCUACGCUACUGUUGGGUCACAACAAAACCGAUAUUUAUCAGAAUCCGUUGGACAAGCGAGUGGCAGCGGAGAUGGAGAGCAGCAAGCAUGAAGAGGAAGAGAAGGCAGUGAAUUUGGACGCAAAGAAGAACGCAAAGGAGGAAGCCAAGCAGGACGCAAAGGAAGAAGCCAAGCAGGACGCAAAGGAAGAAGCCAAGCAGGACGCAAAAGAAGAUGUAGAGGAGUAUGUAAAGGAAGACACAAAGGAGAGCGGAAAGCAAAAGGCAAAGUUAGAAGUGGUUAAAAAGUCCGAGUUAACGAAAGCUAAAACUGAAGCGUCGCAAGGAAGAAGUGAGUUACGCCAAGAGCCCAUAACUCCGGUAGCUAAGAAAGUCGAGGAUAAGCAGACAGCUGCAUUGACAGAAGACGAGGAAGAGCAGACAAACAGCAGCCAAAAAUUAGAUGCGCCCACAAAACCCGCAACGCCAAAACCAUAUCAUAAACCAUUUAUCAUCAACGUCAAGGAUGAACCCGAUGCAGAUAUCGAGAAUCAAAUGAAGCAAGGCCUGCUGGAUAUGUUCAAUAGCUUUGGCGAUACAGGCGAGCAAGCUGACGAUGCUAAUGAGACAGCCGAACUAGCAACUGAGUCAACGCCUGUGGAACGUGACAGCGCGCGCCAUUGUCGCAUACAAGGUUGCACAAGCCAUGCCCGUCAACCCGGCACCAUUCUUUUCAAAUUUCCCUGCGAUCUAGAUCAGUUCAGUAAAUGGCUGCAUAAUACCCAACUUGAAGCAGAUUAUACUCGUCGCUGGCGUUACCGCGUUUGCCAUCGUCAUUUCGAACCAGUUUGCACGCAAUACCGUAGGCUACCGCCCGGCUCAAUGCCUACGCUGAAUUUGGGUCCUACACGGCCGUCGCAUGUUUAUGACAACGAAUUCGAUAUGAACACUUUAAAGAAGUAUAAAACUAGACCACAACCUAUAGCUGAUACUGGCCCCAGCAUAAGCAUCAGUGAAUUGAAUGAUGAAGGCGAAACGAGCAGCUCAUUCGCCGCCGCCGCUGCCACUGGUACUGGCGUCACGCAGCAUGAAGAGGCUGAUUUCGACGCGCAGCAACACGAAGACUACCAAGAUUAUAUGGACUCCACGCCGAUAGACCGCGACACUUCCAGACAUUGCCGCAUACCCGAUUGCAACAGUCACGCCAAAGAUCCCAACGUUACGCUUUUCAAAUUUCCGCUAUCCGAAUACCUAUUCCGCAGAUGGCUACACAACACCCAACUUAAGGUGGACUAUACACGUCGUUGGCGUUAUCGCAUUUGCCAGCGCCACUUCGACCCGAUUUGCAGGCAAUUCCGCAAGUUGCCGCCCGGCACCAUGCCAACGCUGAAUUUGGGUCCUACGCGGCCGGAGCACAUUUACGAAAAUAGUUUCGAUGUAAAUCACUUGAGGAAGUUUAAAACUAAAUUGCCUACCGCAAAAAUAACUGCGACAACGAAUAAUGCGCUGCCAAGCAACGAAUACAACGAUGAAGCAGAAUCGAGUAGUUCUUACGCAGCCGCUAAUGAUAACCAACAAUUGGUGCCUUACUCAGGCGCAGAAUGUUUAUCAAAUACGAGCGGCUCACAGCUACCGCUGCUUGCUUGCACCGUACGCAACUGCACUAGCAAAUAUCAUGAACUGCACGAGGGCCUACAUUUGCACAAGUUGCCCACGCAUUCUACGUUGCGCGAGAAAUGGGUAUAUAAUUGCCGUUUCAGUGAGGAAACCCUCUCCACAGUUGGUUCGCGCAUACGCAUUUGUACGCUGCAUUUUUCACCAAAUUGUUUCUAUGGCGUUAAGCGCCAAUUAAAGUUUGGCUCAGUGCCCACGUUGCGUUUGGGUCACUCAGAUACAAAGAUCUACUCGGAUGGUUUUAGUAAUGCAACCGACGCACAGGUUGAUGGGCCGCGUUUGCAGCAUUCACGGCUGGCUUCUGAAACGCAACAAGAUAUUUGCUGUCUAAUAAAUUGCAAGUACAGCAGGCGCGAGUAUACGCGUCAUUUUGCUUUUCCAAUCGAAAAGGAAAUGCUCGAUAAAUGGCUGGCUGCACUCGGCAUGGAAUUUAAUAGUUCACGUCCAGACGAUUAUAAAAUCUGCGAAUGGCAUUUCAAGGCGUCCGAUUUCGAUGGUGAAGUUCUGCAAGCGGAUGCUGUACCGACGCGCAAUUUAAAAAUUGACGAAUUUAAUCAAACGGAUGAUGAGGAAGAUGACGAUGAGGAUGACGAGGAUGUGUUGUUAUGGAAUACGACUGAGGAGCCACUGGAUGAACGUCCAUCCACCUCCGCAGCAGCAGCUGCCGCUGCGGCGACCACUACCACCUCCGAUGGCUACAAUAAAAUGAUACCUGGCUCACGCAAGUGUUGUUUGGCACACUGUCGCAAACAAUUAUUCCAAGACAAUGUACGCACCUUUAAGUUCCCUACCUUGCAGGUUCAAUUCGAUAAGUGGGUGCAUAAUUUAGGCAUUAAAUACGAUGGCGAAGCGCCUUGGCGCUAUCAAAUUUGUAGCGAACACUUUGAGAACCAUUGCAUUAUACAUUACGAAAACAAGGCGAAAUUGUUUAGAUGGGCGGUGCCCACCAUGAAUUUGGGCAAACAUGCACCAGCCAAACUCUUCACAAAUGAGAAUCCUAAAAAACCACAACUACAACCCAAAGGACCCGACUACGAUCGGGUUUAUAAAAAUACCAAUACAGAUAAUUACGCUGAAGCAGCUGACAAUGAGGAUACCAUGGACACAACAAAUGAUGAUAGUUCCACUUCGCCGCCUGCUGCGGAAAUGCCCAAGCAAGUGGCUUAUCAGCAAGAAGAUAUGGAUUUGCUUGCACCAAUCGAACGCCCACCGCCCAAAGUGGGCUCCACAACGAAACCUAGCACUUAUGCCUAUACAGCAAGCGAUGAUGAUGCUGAUGAUUACGAUGAUGAUGAUGAUGAUGAUGAUGAUGCCUAUGGUAUGGAUGAAGGUGAAAAUGCACUUUUGGAUGUGAUACGCGAGGAGAAGCUUAUGCCGGUGAAAGAGGGUACGCCGCAUGCGUCCUUCUUCUCAAUGAGGUUAGUGCGAGGCGGUUCGGCGAAAAUACGUGGUUGUUGCCUGCCACAUUGCGGCCGUACACGCCAGUCCGGCGUGCGUCUAUUCCGUUUCCCCGUAGAGCCCGUCUUUCUGCAACGUUGGGAAUACAAUUUGCGCGUGCGCUUCAACGAGACACAGCGCAAUACACACUUGAUAUGCAGUGCACAUUUCGAACACGAUCAAUACAACAAACGCUUGGUGCUAGACGCUAUACCAACGCUAAACCUGGGCCACAACAGCACGGAUAUCUAUCGCCAUAGUCCUGUCGAUCCGUCGAAGAUGCCUAAACGUGCAACGCUUUCACCACUACCACCACCACUACCAGCGCUACCACCGCCUCCAGCCCGACUGCAGCCAAGCAGCACCAACGCGGCUGCGACAUGCGGGGUAACAAGUCAAAAGCCACUGAAAUGCAAUGUGGCCGCUUGUGUGGAGAUGCAAUCAAAGCGGCGCCUAUUUCCCUUCCCUAGCAACAAUGUCUUCGUUAAAAUAUGGUCGGAGCGCACACAAAUCAGAUACGAUGCGCGACAACAUGCCGAGCUGCGCGUUUGUGAAAUGCACUUUGAAGCCGAUUGCUUUGGCCCGAACGGUCUGAACAACAAUGCUGUGCCAACAUUGUGUCUACCCGCGCCAAUGGCAGUGCCACCGGUCGCAUUAGCACCCUCACCGGUUGCGGCAGCGGCGGCGGCGGCGGCACCGACAAUCACACCAGCCGCAAAACCGUUGACAAAUUCCAUCACCAGCCGGCCAAUAGCAGCACCACCCACAGCGUCACCCGCAGCGAUGCCAAAAUUAAGCGCUAUUACCUGCAGCGUAACUAACUGCGUCAAUAAUACCGCUACACGCCCGGAUUUGAAAAUUUUCUCGAAAUUCCCAGAUGAUUUUGAAUUAUUCACCAAAUGGUGUUUCAAUUUGAAAAUCGAUCCACGCACCUACCGAGAUGGCUCUUACAAUGUGUGCAGCGAGCAUUUCGAACCUUUCUGCAUCGGCGGUCAUAGCUUGCGUGUUUGGGCUGUACCCACUCUGCAUUUAGGACAUAAUAGCAAACUUAUACACAGUGUGGAGCGGCCUGCGGAAGCGGAAAUGAAAUGUUGUCUGCCGCACUGUGGGCGCAAGAAGAGCAAAGAUGGAGUGGAGUUCUUCAAUUUUCCCAAAGGCGACCUCUAUCGUCAAUGGUGUCAAAUACUCAAAAUCGACGAAGGACUCUAUCGCAACACAGACAAGAAAAUCUGCAGCGCCCACUUCCGUGCAGACUGCUUCAACAGCAACGGCACCCUGCGGCUUGGCGCACGUCCUACCAUGCAUCUGCGCAAUCGCACACCCACAGCUGCAGCACAUAUACUCAAACCGCCAGCGCCAUAUCGCAGCAAGUGCAUAGUUCGCAUCUGCCAUGAAAUGCAGCAACUAUAUAACUUCCCCGCACAGCGAAAUCUAUGCACGAAAUGGUGCCAUAAUCUUAAAAUUGACUACUAUCCAAAAUUGCAUGAGAAUAUGAAUUUCAAAAUUUGUCGACGUCACUUUGAACCGAAUUGUCUGCUGAGUGGUGGAAGAUUACAUGUCGAGGCAGUGCCAACCGUGCAGCUAGGACACAACGAUGUGAAUAUCUAUCAAAAUAUGGUGGGUGUGAAGAAUAGCGCCAGCACGCCUAGCUAUGAUGACAACAGCAGCUUGCGCACCAGCGUCAGUACGGUGCACACUUGGCUGAUGGACGUCGAUGGGGAGACGAAUGCGGCCGCUGCCGCCGCCGCCAAUGCGGCAAAUGUUGGCAAUGGCGGUGGCGCUCGUGAUAGUGGCGUUGGUGUUGGCGCUGGUGGUGGUGCGGUGCGCAUGGAAUACGAGGCGCCAGUCGAUCUGGAGCCAAUAACAAUUGAGGAGGAUGAUGUUGCCGAUGAUAAUAUGAAUUUGAGUGACAAUGCGUAUAUGCAGCUGGAGGAAGACACCUAUUAUGCGGACUUUGAGGAGCAACGUUUGUUGCCGCAAAGCAGCACUUUUAUCGCGGCUGAAAGCACAGAAGUGAUUGACUUGGAUGCCGUGGAUGCGGUACAAGAACAAUUUCCAAAUUGGUCGCAACGUGGUGACACCGUAUUGGUGGACGAUGACGAUGAGGAUGAUGAAGCGCUGCUGUGGCCGUUGAAUUGAAUAGUUUUAAGGAGCUAAU